This is a messenger RNA of Ruditapes philippinarum (Manila clam), 791 nucleotides long. Its product is annotated as counting factor 45-1-like. The record is from RefSeq and is a predicted model, not a curated record. NCBI's taxonomy places the organism in Eukaryota, Metazoa, Mollusca, Bivalvia, Venerida, Veneridae. The transcript has 3 exons. The coding region runs from base 108 to 458 and encodes 116 amino acids.
UUUUUACAAAUAUAUAUAUAUAUAAGAAAAUUGUUUUUCUUAUGACAAAUAUAGCACAACAAAGUUUGAAUUGAAUUUUUAACAGGAUUUGUUUUUUCAGUGGAAAGAUGAAGUUUCAAGCAAGUUGUGUUUUAAUUUGUCUCUGCUUGAUAGCUUGUCUUGUAAAGCAAGGCGAAUCAGCUACAAGACCUCCCGGACCUGCUGCCGGGAGUUCAGGUUCAGGAACUGGUACAGGUUCUGGUGGAAGCUCUGGUUCAGGAUCUGGUUCUGGUGGAAGCUCUGGUUCGGGAACUGGUUCGGGUUCUGGCGGUAGCUCUGGUUCAGGAACUGGUUCUGGCGGUAGCGGUGGUUCGGGAACUGGGGUUCUGGCGGUAGCUCUGGUUCAGGAACUGGUGCGGGUAGUGGAUCGGGGACCGGUGGUGGUGGUGGUGGUGGAGGGUCUUCAGCUGUUCAUGUAAGCGGUGUCAUGGUUGCAUUGGCUGGAGUUCUUGCAUUUAUUCAUAACACAAAGGCAUCUUUCUAAGGCUCAAAACGUUUUGAGAUACAUUUUAGAACUUGAUACUUGUUUGGGUGUUAUACUGUCACAAGUCCUCCGUGGAUAUAUGAUGACGAAAUGUGAUCAUUUUCUAAUUACCUAUAAUUACACGUACUUGUCAAUAACAUGUUUUGCUUAUAUUACCCUUCAUGUCACCAAGCCCUAUCAUUUUUAUGACGGUAAAAGAUGACGAAAUCAACAACAAAGCGGUUGACUUUCUGAUUACCCAAAUACAACGUUUAAACAUUAAAGAUAA